This is a messenger RNA of Brassica napus (rape), 5307 nucleotides long. RefSeq names its product eukaryotic translation initiation factor 4G. The record is from RefSeq and is a predicted model, not a curated record. NCBI's taxonomy places the organism in Eukaryota, Viridiplantae, Streptophyta, Magnoliopsida, Brassicales, Brassicaceae. Bases 147 to 5117 code for a protein of 1656 amino acids. Gene Ontology annotation, cellular component: eukaryotic translation initiation factor 4F complex. Gene Ontology annotation, molecular function: mRNA binding; protein binding; translation initiation factor activity. The transcript has 9 exons.
CAUCUCUUUCUAUUUUCUUGUUCCUAAAAUCAAGUCCGUCCAAUAAAACCCUAAUUUUAUCUCCCUCACCAUCGUUUCACUCCUUCACAUAGCUUUAGGAUUAGCUUCGACCCAAAACUGCGACGACGAUUAGGGUUUGAUUCGAGAUGUCCUACAACCAACCACGCCCCUCCGAUAAUCAACAAUAUCGGCGAACUGGGCGAUCCGCCGGCUACCAACAGCAGCAGCAGCAGCAACAGCCGCACCGAUCUUCCGCCGCCGGUUACGGAAGGGGAGCCGGAGCCGGCGCCGGACCUGCUCCCGCCUCUUCCGCUACUGUCGAUCCCUCUAAUCGCAGUUUUAAGAAGGCUCAAGGAGGAGGGCAGCAGCAUCAGCCUAGGGUGAAUCUGCCUCCUGUGAAUCAUCAUUCUAACAAUCACAACGGUCCUCCCAAUGUACAAUCUCGCUCUCAAGGAGCGUCUGGUGAACCGGUUAUUGGUGGACCGGGCAAUUCAAUUAGUGGAGCUAUUCCAAAGGCUCCAACUUCGCAGUCUCCUGCUGUGAAUUCCAAGAGCAAUGAGGCUCAGAACACAGCUAAAGCAGUCUCUGGAGACCCUUCUAAAGCGUUUGCUUUUCAGUUUGGGUCACUUGGUCCUGAUUUGAUGAAGAUUCCUGCUCGAACUAGCUCAGCGCCUCCUAAUAUGGAUGAGCAGAAACGUGCACAGAUGCAGCAAGCUUCUUUAAAAGCAGCACCGAACGUGCCAGUUUCUGUACCGAAAAAUAACUCUCCAAAUAAGGCUGCAGAUAAUCAAGUGAUGCGGAAAGAGGGGCGCAAUCCGUCAAGCGAUAAAGCAGAUGUGCAAGUCCAUCAUAUGUCCCCUCUAAGCCAAACGCAGAAGUCUCCAAUUACGCAUAUCCGGAUGCCUUCCGUCCAGACACCUUAUCAGCAGCAUCCGCAGGUUCCUCACCCUGUGCAUUUCGGUGCCCCGCCGAAUAUGCACAUGCAGCCUCCCAAUGUGGCUCCAACCUCAUUUCAGAUGCCGAUGCCUAUGGGGUUACCUAUGGGAAACACACCUCAGAUCCAGCAACAAGUGUUUUUUCAAGGUCUCCCAUCGCACCCCAUGCACCAUCAGGGUAUGAUGCAUCAGGCGCAGGGACAUGGUUUUGCGGCUCCAAUGGGUGCUCAGAUUCAUCCUCAGAUGGGCCACGUGGGUGUGGGUAUGAGCCCGCAAUAUCCCCAGCAGCAAGGAGGGAAAUAUGGUGGGGGACGUAAGACAACACCCGUCAAGAUUACACAUCCCGACACGCAUGAAGAGCUUAGGCUUGGUGGACGCGGUGACCCGCAUCAAGAUGUGCAACCACAAGGUCCUAAAUCGCAUCCUAACACACCUCCCAGAUCACAUCCAGUGUCAGCAUUUGCUCCACGACCACUUAAUGUAAUUCAAACCUCUUUUAACACCAGUCCCAUGAUAUACCCUCCAGCUUCUGUACCCUUCAACAGUGGUCCAAUGUCAUCCGCUCAGGCACCAAGAUUUCAAUUUCCAGUUGUUGAUGGGUCUCAGAGGGUACAGUUUACCAACCAAUCUGCUCACACUGCUCCACAUGUUUCAUCUGAUUCUUCAUCUGUGAAAGCACAUGUGACAUCAUCUGCUUUCCCUGCACCUGGGAGGGUAACAGUGAAGCAAGCUGCUACUUCUGAAAAGCUUGAAUCACCUAAAGCCAGGUCACAUGAAGAAACUAACGUUGCUCUGUCACAAAAGAAGGCCGAGACAGGUUUAUUGGACUCUUUACAGCAGCCGAAACCUGGCUCUGUCUCCGCAUUAUCAAACUCGUCUGCUCCACCAGCAAAGGCACCUGUGGAGACUGUCACAGUUGCAACAACUACGAUCGGAAGUGUGCAAAUUGUGAAUGAGUCGAGUUCAGUUGAAGAUCAAACACAGACGUGUAAGGUGGAACCCUCUCAUAAUGCAACUGAGGUUCAUGGACAGACUCCUGUAUCUGAUCUCGAAACAAAAGCCAUUGCUGCUAAGGAAAAUUCACGACUUCCAGCUACCAAUGGGCUUGAGAAGCAAAACGUUCCAGCUUCUGACGCACCAGAUACAAAAAUUGACAAAACUGCGGAAGACCUAAACUGUGAUGAGCGGACUAUUUCAGGAAAGCAAGUUGAAGAGUCUGUAAUUUCUGAUGAGAAACUCGAAACAGUAUCAGGCGUGCUUGAGAAGGCGCAUAAUGAGGUGGAUGGUGCCACAGACAUAAGUUCCGACUCUGAGAAAGUAGCUAAAGUUGCAGAUGAUACAAGCUCCGAGCUUCCACAUUCUACUCAUACUCAGUCAUCUACGGUUCCUGUUGGACAUUCUAGUAAUAGUUUGACAUCUGCCCCAGCUUCUCUUUCCAAGGAUAAACCUGCUUUUGAAUCGAACAUAAGAAGAACUACGUCUACCAAAGGAAGGAAGAAAAUAAAAGAAAUUCUUCAGAAAGCAGAUGCUGCGGGGACAACUGCUGAUCUCUAUAUGGCUUAUAAAGGGCCUGAGGAGAAGAAAGAGAUUGCAAUGCCUUCGGAGAGCUCUGACGUUUCAAACGAGAAGCUGGCACCUGCCAUACCUCAGGAUGUUGUUGAGGCCACCAUGGAUGCUGAACCGGUGAAAAAUGAACCGGAAAACUGGGAAGAUGCAGCUGAUGUUUCCACACCAAAGCUGGAAAGUGUGCAGGGAAAGCCAGGUUCCGCAGAUGAGGUCAGAGACGGCUGCAGUAAUACGGAAAAGAAAUACUCCCGCGAUUUCCUCCUUAAGUUUGCAGACAUGUUUACUGCUCUUCCUGAGGGCUUUGACGUUUCGCCUGAUAUUGCUAACGCCUUGAUCUUUGUUAAUACGGGUGCGCCUCAUCAUGAACAUGGAAAGGUUAUGGAUCGGCAAGGUAGUAGUGGUCGACGUCCCAGCAAUAUGGUUGAUGAUAGGUGGGCGAAGAAUCAGGGUUCUCUUCCCUCAGGACAUGGAGGUAACGCAGGUUUCCGAACUGGCCAAGGAGGAAACUCAGGAGUUCUAAGAAACCCUCGUAUGCAGCAGGGACCGAUUAUGUCUAGACCGAUGCAACCUGUGGGUCAGAUGGGAGGAAUGGGCAGAAACAACGACUUAGAUAGGUGGCAACGAGGUUCAAAUUUCCAACAGAAAGGACUUUUUCCUUCUCCGCAUACUCCUAUGCAGGUGAUGCACAGAGCUGAGAGAAAAUACCAAGUUGGUACUGUUACAGAUGAAGAACAGGCAAAGCAAAGGCAGUUAAAGGGCAUCUUGAACAAGCUGACUCCACAAAACUUUGAGAAGCUGUUUGAGCAAGUUAAAAAUGUCAAUAUUGACAACGUUGUUACGCUUACUGGUGUUAUCUCACAGAUAUUUGACAAAGCUUUGAUGGAGCCUACCUUCUGUGAGAUGUAUGCAGAUUUCUGUGUACAUCUGUCUGGGGCGUUACCUGAAUUAAAUGAGGACGGUGAGAAGGUUACCUUCAAAAGAUUGCUACUCAAUAAGUGUCAGGAGGAAUUUGAAAGAGGAGAGAAAGAAGAGGAAGAAGCCAGUAGAGUUGCCGAAGAAGGACAAGUAGAACAAACUGAGGAGGAGAGGGAAGAGAAGAGACUCAAAGUGCGGAGGAGAAUGCUCGGUAAUAUUAGACUUAUUGGUGAGUUAUACAAGAAAAGGAUGUUGACUGAGAAGAUCAUGCACGCAUGCAUCCAAAAAUUGCUCGGGUAUGAUCAGGAUCCACAUGAAGAGAACAUUGAAGCUCUGUGUAAACUAAUGAGUACGAUAGGAGUUAUGAUCGAUCAUAGCAAAGCUAAGGUCCAUAUAGAUGCAUAUUUUGACAGAAUGAAGAUGCUAUCAGGCAAAGAAGAAUUGUCUUCUAGGGUGAAGUUCAUGUUAAUUAAUGCCAUCGAUCUGAGAAAGAACAAAUGGCAGGAGAGAAUGAAGGUUGAAGGGCCAAAGAAAAUUGAGGAAGUGCACAGAGAUGCUGCACAAGAACGCCAAACUCAAGCUAAGAGGCUUUCACGUGGACCUUCAAUGAAUGUGUCAGGAAGAAGAGGGCAUAUGGAGUAUAGUCCUAGGGGAGGAGGAGGAGGAAUGCUGUCACCUCCGAGUGCCCAAAUGGGUGGUUAUCAUGGACCAUCCCAAGGUCGUGGCUAUAAUAAUAACCAGGACAUUAGAUUUGAUGAAAGGUCAUCUCCCGCAUAUGAGCCUAGGUUGGUUCCAAUGUCUCAAAGGUCAGUAGGUGAGGAGCCUAUUACCUUGGGCCCUCAAGGUGGUCUUGGUCAAGGAAUGUCGUUUAGAAAGCCUGCAGUAUUGUCAAAUACUCUGCAGUCUGAUCCUAGGCGACCAGCUGGAGGUUUGAAUGGUGUUGGCUCACAAAGACCUGCAAGUCCUGUUACUCACGGACGGUCAAGUCCUCAAGAGCGGGGAUCAACUUAUGUUCACAGGGAGUUUUCUCGUGCUUCUGAGCCGUCAUCAGAAGUGUCAUCUGCUAGGCAAGUACCGCAAGGACCAUCGUCAGCAGUAAACAGCCCUCGAGAAAAUUUGUUGUCCGAGGAACGGUUACAAGAUAUGUCCUUGUCUGCCAUUAAGGAAUAUUACAGUGCCCGAGAUGAGAAGGAGAUUGGUUUAUGCAUGAAAGACAUAAAUUCACCAGCUUUCCACCCAACAAUGAUUUCUCUGUGGGUUACUGAUUCUUUCGAGAGAAAAGACAAAGAAAGAGAUCUCUUGGCAAAGCUCCUUGUUAACCUUGUGAAAUCUGCUGACAACGUCUUAACCGAAGCCCAACUAGUGAAAGGGUUUGAAACUGUGUUGACGACCCUGGAGGAUGCUGUGAAUGAUGCUCCAAAAGCAGCAGAGUUUCUAGGAAAAAUCUUUGGUAAAAGUGUGACAGAGAAAGUAGUGACAUUGGCAGAGAUUGGUCGGUUAAUACGUGAAGGAGGAGAAGAACCAGGAAGUCUGAUGGAGUUUGGGUUAGGAGGUGAUGUUCUUGGGAGUGUUUUGGAGACAAUAAAGUCAGAAGCAGGAGAAGAAGCUUUUGUUGAGAUUCACAAGAGCUCAGGUCUGAGGAUUGAAGAUUUCAAACCUCCUGCACCUAACCGGUCUAAGAUUUUAGAUAAAUUUACUUAGGCAUCAAAAAAAUGUAUGGAACCAUCUUUUGGACGGUUCUGUCUCUUCGUCUCUCUCUUUUUUUUUUUUCAAGUGCUCAACAAACUAAUCUGUUAAAAAGGAGUUUCUCUAUUUUAUUUAUUAUAAUAGCAAAACCUUCCAAAAAUGUUCAUGUCAUAAAUCGUUAUAAUAACUAGAUAUGUGUUCUGCU